Dermatophagoides pteronyssinus (European house dust mite) is the source of this 1909-nucleotide messenger RNA. Its product is annotated as ubiquitin carboxyl-terminal hydrolase 3-like. Gene Ontology annotation, molecular function: zinc ion binding; cysteine-type deubiquitinase activity. Lineage: Eukaryota; Metazoa; Arthropoda; Arachnida; Sarcoptiformes; Pyroglyphidae. Gene Ontology annotation, biological process: protein deubiquitination. The record is from RefSeq and is a predicted model, not a curated record.
UUUAUAAUUUAGCAUUGUCUGUGCCUUGAAUGAUAUCGAUAAUAUUCUCUUCAAUCCAAAUCGCAUACAUUUAUACAACACUGCUGCAGUAUACAGAAUUUUUGUUCUUUUUCGUUUUGGAAAAAUCCAUUGUGCGUGUCUAUUAUUAUUAUUAUUUUUUUCAAUAUUAUUAAAGCGAAUUGACGAAAGUCAUUCGCAAUUUGUUUUGUAUAUAAUAGAUAAGACAAAAAUUGAACAACGACAACGACGAAAAUUGACUAAAUUUAGAAAUUAAAUUUUUCUGAAGAAAAAGAAAAUAUUGAUUUUGAUAUUUGAUAAUAAUCGAUAACAAAUGGAAUGUCCACAUCUAAAACAGAUAACCAAAAUUAAUAAUCCAUUUAUUAAAGAGGGACUUAUUUUGACAAAUUUUGAAUGUUCAGUUUGUCGAUCAAAACGUAACACUUGGAUGUGUAUCCAUUGUGGCAUAUUGAACUGUGACCGUUAUGCUAAUGAUCAUGCUAAUUGCCAUUUUAAACAUAAAAAUCAUAUUAUAUUCAUUGAUUGUCAUAGUUUGUCCAUCUAUUGCUACGCAUGUGAUGAUUUUGUAAUCAAUGAAAAUUGUUAUAAACAUUUUCGAAAACUUCGACAUAUACUUCAUCGAGAAAAUAGUCAAUUAAUUCGACAUAUUCAUAACAAAGUUAUUGAUGAUGAUGAUAAUCAAAUACAGAAACAUAAAAAUAAACGUAAGAAUAGUCAAAAAUGUCAAUUUAAAGCAUCAGGCCUUCGAAAUUUAGGCAACACUUGUUUCAUGAAUGCCGUCCUACAAUCAUUAUGUAACAUUCAAUUAUUUAGCUAUUAUUUCAAAGAAUUGCCAAAUUCUGUUUGUCAAUCGAUCGAAAAUCAAGAUACCCUGGUGACAAAAGAAUUACGUAAGACCAUUCUGUUACUAUGGGAAGGUGGUAAAUCUGUGAUCUCUCCAGAAUCAUUGUUCACUGUGAUAUGGAAAAUUGUUCCACGAUUUCGUGGCUAUCAACCGCAAGAUGCUCAUGAAUUUCUACGUUAUAUGCUCGAUCGUUUACAUACAGAAUUGUCCAGUUUCAAUCAUAAUCAAUAUCAACAACAGCAUAAAAUCUAUUCUCCUAAUCAUAAUAUAAGCAUAUUGAGUACUAAUAAUAAAUCAACAAUGGUAACAUCUAUUUUCGGUGGCAUUUUACAGAAUGAAGUUAGAUGUUUGAUAUGUGGAAAUGAAUCACGAAAACAUGAUCCAUUUUUUGAUCUAUCAUUGGACAUACCACAACCAAGUACACAAGAUUCGAAUGGCUCUAAUUCGAACUAUCUUCUAACUGAUUGUUUAUCUAAAUUUACCGAACUAGAAGAAUUAGGUGAAACCGAGCUAUAUAAUUGUCCUACAUGUAAGAAAAAACAACGAUCAAGUAAAAAAUUCUGGAUAAGACGAUUACCGAAUGUUCUAUGUUUGCAUUUAAAAAGAUUCAAAUGGAGUGAUUGUUUUCGCAGUAAAUUGGACGUUCAUAUCCGAUUUCCUAUCAAAGAUCUCGAUAUGAGUCCAUUUAUUCUUUCAAAUAUUCACGGUACACGAAAUAGUUGUGGAUCUUCACUAUACGAUUUGGCAGCAAUUAUCGUUCAUCAUGGUAAUGGUGUUGGUUCAGGUCAUUAUACAUCAUAUGCAACACAUCAUGAUUGUUGGCAUCAUUUUAAUGAUUCAUCCGUCACUAUAUGUAAUGAGGAUACCGUGAUGAAAAGCAAAGCAUAUAUUCUUUUCUACAUUCGACGACAAUUCGUUUCCAUUAAUGGAUCGACAUAAUGGCUCAAAGUGAUGAUCUUUUUUUCCUUAGGUUUUUUUUGUUUCUCUAUUAUCUUGCUUUUUUUCGAAAUAACUCAUUUCAUUCAAAAAUGUUUGGUAUAUGGAUCA